Cricetulus griseus (Chinese hamster) is the source of this 2962-nucleotide messenger RNA. Lineage: Eukaryota; Metazoa; Chordata; Mammalia; Rodentia; Cricetidae. The record is from RefSeq and is a predicted model, not a curated record.
CUGAUGAGAUGUGUCCCUAUCAGUGCACCAGCUGAUGUGUUAGCGUGGGAUGAGAUGCUGCACUGGAUCCAAAGGGCUGGCAGAAAUAUGGGAGUCUGGCUGAACCCUAGGAAGUUUGGGGUAGCAAGAAGGAGAAGCCACGGCAGGGCUGAGCCAAAGCAGCUGUGGAGUAUGUGAAUGGCCCCUGGAGCCCUCACUGCCCUGUCCAUCAUGAUCCAGAGGCUGUGGGCCAGCCGUCUGCUACGGCAUCGGAAAGCCCAGCUCCUGCUAGUCAACCUGCUGACCUUUGGCCUGGAGGUGUGUCUGGCUGCUGGCAUUACCUAUGUGCCACCACUUCUGCUGGAAGUAGGGGUCGAGGAGAAGUUCAUGACCAUGGUGUUGGGCAUUGGCCCAGUGCUGGGCCUGGUCUCUGUUCCACUCCUAGGCUCAGCCAGUGACCAGUGGCGUGGGCGCUAUGGCCGCCGGAGACCCUUCAUCUGGGCUCUGUCCCUGGGUGUCCUGCUCAGCCUCUUUCUCAUCCCAAGGGCUGGCUGGCUGGCAGGGCUGCUGUGCCCAGAUACCAGGCCCCUGGAGUUGGCUCUGCUGAUCUUGGGAGUGGGGCUGCUGGACUUCUGUGGCCAGGUGUGCUUCACUCCACUGGAGGCCUUACUCUCUGACCUCUUCCGGGACCCAGACCACUGCCGCCAAGCCUUCUCUGUCUAUGCCUUCAUGAUCAGCCUUGGGGGCUGCCUGGGCUACCUCUUACCUGCCAUUGACUGGGACACUAGUGCCCUGGCCCCCUACCUGGGCUCUCAGGAAGAAUGCCUCUUUGGCCUCCUCACUCUCAUCUUUCUCACCUGCAUGGCAGCCACUCUGUUUGUGGCCGAGGAGGCAGUCCUGGGCCCACCUGAGCCAGCAGAAGGGCUGUUGGUCCCCUCCGUGUCAUCCCGCUGCUGCCCAUGCCGUGUGGGCCUGGCUUUCCGGAAUCUGGGUACCCUGUUUCCCCGGCUGCACCAGCUGUGCUGCCGCACGCCUCGCACCCUGCGCCGGCUCUUUGUGGCUGAGCUGUGCAGCUGGAUGGCGCUCAUGACAUUCACACUAUUCUACACAGACUUUGUGGGCGAGGGGCUAUACCAGGGUGUACCCAGAGCCGAGCCAGGCACCGAGGCCCGGAGACACUAUGAUGAAGGCAUUCGAAUGGGCAGCCUGGGGCUCUUCCUGCAGUGCACCAUCUCCCUGGUCUUCUCCCUGGUCAUGGACAGGCUGGUGCAGCGGUUUGGCUCACGGUCAGUCUAUCUGGCCAGUGUGAUGACCUUUCCCCUGGCUGCCGGUGCCACAUGCCUAUCACACAGCGUGGUCGUAGUAACAGCCUCAGCUGCCCUCACCGGAUUCACCUUCUCAGCCUUGCAGAUCCUGCCUUACACGCUGGCCUCCCUCUACCAUCGUGAGAAGCAGGUGUUCCUGCCCAAAUACCGAGGGGACGCUGGAUGUGGUGGCAGUGAGGACAGCCAGACAACUAGCUUCUUGCCAGGUCCUAAGCCAGGCGCUCCCUUCCCCAGUGGACAUGUGGGCCCCGGCAGCAGCAUCCUGGUGCCUCCACCUGCACUGUGUGGGGCCUCUGCCUGCGAUGUCUCCAUGCGAGUGAUGGUGGGUGAACUUCCUGAGGCCAAGGUUGUCACUGGACGGGGCAUUUGCCUGGACCUCGCCAUCCUGGACAGUGCCUUCCUGCUGUCCCAGGUGGCUCCAUCCCUGUUCAUGGGCUCCAUUGUACAGUUGAGCCACUCUGUCACUGCCUAUAUGGUAUCAGCUGCAGGCUUGGGUCUGGUCGCCAUUUACUUUGCUACGCAGGUAGUGUUUGAUAAGAAUGACUUGGCCAAAUACUCUGUGUAGAAUGCUGUAAGGCAUUGAAGAAAGGGUCUGCCUCACGGAGUCUCAUCCUAGAGGGCUGUGAAGCUGGCUUUUCGGGUCUGUUGUUGCCUAAGUGGGGUAGCUCUCUGCUGCCACCCCAAAGCAGUGAGGUGUAUAGUUGCACAGAUAGAAGCUGGGGCUUCACGCUCUGGCUUCAGAGUCUGGCUGGCCUGCGGCAGCUUCUCACAUGAGAUGAAAAUUCAGGCUUGUACAGGUGCAUUACCAAGACUUCAGAGUUAACAGCUCUCCUCCUGGUUGUCACCUUGGAAAGUUUUUUGGGGACCUGAAUGAACUUCCCUCUAAGUCCCUUGUCCAGAUUCUGCCUCUGUUGCUCUUGCAUGGGAGUUUCUUGUAGGAAACUCUCCUCCACAGGGUUUGACAGGAUGGAAGUUGGAAGGAGGAGCCCCAACGGUCAAGAUAAAACCCUGUGGUUCACAGCACUGCCUUUCUGCUGAGUCCCCCACCCCAACCUGUUCUGGGAAAUGGCUCAGCUUGUUGGCCCUUGUGUUGCCAUCAUGGAGACACAGGCCUUUAAAUAUUUAAUUUAUUUAUUUAACACAUUAGAAGUAAAAUUCAUUCCCAGCCUUUUUAUGUUGUGCCUAGGAAUUGAGUAAGGUGGGAGCCCCAAAAACUGGUUCCCCUAAAAUAUCUGAUACUGCCAGACUACUCUUCUAAGGUGAUAGUUAUGGUCCCCAAAACUGCCUGGCCCAGUACCUGUCACCCUAAUUGAGAGCCACAAGAUGUCCCCACUGGAGACUGGGCAUGGGGGGGGGAGUGGAAUGGGCCUCAAGGUCUCCACAGCAUACCAAGUCCUACUUUCCUCUUGCCCCAGCUUGGCUCCUGACUUCCCACUGCUCCCUCUGAGAGAGGACCCAUGAAGCGAUUGCCCUUCCAACUCUAUCCACUGGCUCCAUGACCUCUCUUUGGGGGCUUUUGAACCCUAAGCACAAGUGUGGUUCCUUAGGCCUCUGCCCAUCGCAGCCUCUGGGGCAUAUCUGUCACAGCCUGGGGAAUCUCACACAAACUCAGGAGUACUCCCUGCCAGAGCCAAGGAGCUCUUGUCUAGGGGGGUGGA